UUUUAUUCCACAUAUCUAGGUUGCCACACCGGAAUUUGUUGAUAGCCCUUUGGCCUAAUUAAUAGUAAACUUUUAAGAAAAGAAGGGGGAAAACUUCUUGUUAUUAUAUUUCACCUGAUUUUGUUGGGAUUUUAUUGGGAUUUUACCGCCAAAUAUUGUCUAAUUCAAGAUCCGGCCAUAUUUGGUAUCUUCGAAAAUGUCAACUGGUUUCAAAGUUGACCGCUUGGAUCAUUUUGUAAUUACGGUCAAGGAUAUUGAGCAGACAGUCAAUUUUUAUACUAAAGUGCUAGGAAUGGACUUGGUCUCGUUUAAGGGAGGAACCAGAAAAGCUCUAAAAUUUGGGAAUCAGAAAAUCAAUUUGCACGAACAUGGGCGAGAGUUUGAACCCAAGGCAAGCGAGCCUAUGCCGGGCUCAGCUGAUGUUUGUUUCAUCACACAGACACAUGUUACUGAUGUUAUUUAUCAUCUGAAGGCAUGCAAUGUACCAGUGGUGGAAGGGCCAGUGGAACGAACUGGUGCCGAGGGACCAAUUCAGUCCGUGUAUGUCCGUGACCCUGAUGACAAUCUGAUUGAGAUUUCAAACUAUUUGCCAGGAGAGUAAUUAAACUGCCAAUUACCUGUGAGGCCGUCGAAGAUAUUUAUAAUCUACAAUCUAUAAUAUGGUUUAAUUUCCCAGACAAUUCUGCAUCAUCUACAAUUUCAAAGACCUUGGGAAAUGGUUGAUUCAAACACUCAUAACCUUGACUUUCUAUCAUGUAAAACUGAAUUGUUAUAGCUAGCAUCAUCAAAGAAAUUAUCAUGAAACCAUAUGAAAUGUAGCUGGAAUAACUCACUAAUAAAUAACAAUUAUACAUAUGCCAAAAAACAUAUCAUAUAUGAUGGCAUACAAGGUGCAUGGUCAUAUUAAACACACUACAGUUUCGGCAUCUCAUAUUCAGGGAAAAAAGUUUUUAGUGCACUUAAGCAUAUAAUGUAGACACAACUUUGGAUAUAAAGGACCCGGGGUGAAUUUUUGAGACAUUUUUUUUUUGGGGGGGGGGGAAACAGCAUGUCUUAUAUGCCAUCAAAUAACCCUUUAUCAUUCAAACAGGUCACAUAUUCUACCUCUUUAAAUUAAAUAUACUGUAUAAAUGACCAUAAUAAUAAAAGCUGUGUAGAUG
This is a messenger RNA of Octopus sinensis (East Asian common octopus), 1160 nucleotides long. RefSeq names its product glyoxalase domain-containing protein 5-like. Bases 197 to 601 code for a protein of 134 amino acids. The transcript is spliced from 4 exons. The record is from RefSeq and is a predicted model, not a curated record. Lineage: Eukaryota; Metazoa; Mollusca; Cephalopoda; Octopoda; Octopodidae.